GUAGUUUAUGUUCAUGGUUUAUCCUCCAUUUGACAUGAACUCUCCUGUAAAUCAGCAUGAUAUCAGUUUGACCUGUCCCCUCAACUACACAGGCUGAAUACACUGUGCUUGAAUAUAAGGUUAAUAUUUUCAGAGGAAAAAAAAACGCCGAACGCCGGUGAUCGAAUCUGCGCAGGCCUGGCUCAUCUCCAACGAGUCUACUGUCAGGUACAGCACUGGUGAGUUUGAAUUGAAUAAACUUUAUGCGUUUGUGUUUGUGAUGACGUAGAGUGACCGCCGGGGGGCGCCGCAGCUCCUCAGCUGAGAGACUGAAACCUGACUCCCCCAUCUGUGUCUCUGUCUGUAACAGCCCCCCCUUCCUCCUUCUCCUCCUCCUCCUCCUCCGGGGGAAGCGCGCGCUGCCAGAGCAGGCGGAGUCGGAAACGCGCAGCAGCGUCGGUCCGUCGUGUCUGCGGCUCCGCGGCUUCUCUCGGUGUCUGUGUCGGAUCCUCCGGGAGCGGCUUCUUCUUCUAGCCCGCAGGAAAGCGGUGGAUAUUUGGCCUCACGGACGGACGGACAGGGCGGCAGCGCGGCGGGGAUAGACCCGGCUCGGCUCGGCUCGGCUCGCCUCCUCCUCCCCUCGCUGCGGUGGAAAAACCCGGACGGAGGCCCGCAGUGUGCGCUCAGCCUCCCGCAGGCCUCCGGCCCGGACUCCCGCUUUUGUCCCGGAAAAUGGACGGAUUCACCGGCAGCUUAGAUGACAGCAUGUCUGGAGCAAGUGUCUCCGAUGUCAACGACCGUCUCUCAGCUCUGGAGCUUCGUGUCCAGCAGCAGGAGGACGAGCUGACGGUGAUGAAAGCUGCUCUUGCUGAUGUCCUUCGCCGCCUCGCUGCCUCUGAAGUCUCAGCAGCGUCCUCGACCAAGAAACAACAUGGAGGGAAAGGAGGUGCUGCACUGCGUGAAGCCUACUCAAUGUCCUGUAUCGCUAAUGGAGGAACAUCUGGACGUAAGAGAGACUCCACGUCUGUCACCAGGAAGGAGACGGUGUCGUCCGCUGCCAAGAGCGGAACGGACAGGAAGAAGGAGGUCAGCAGUCAGCGGUCUCAGAUGGAGGAGAUCCAGGAACAUGAGGAACCUCCUCGUCCAAAGGACCUGUCCCCCUCUCCUUCCUCCCCCCACCCUCCCCAGACCCCCCCGAUCCCCCAGCAGCAGAGACUGGUCCAGUCCGCCGAAAGCAGUAAAGGCCACGCACCUCUCAAAAGGGGUCCCAGCGUGAAGCGUUCCUCAGGUAUGGAGCGUUCUCAGAGCAGCACCUGGGACACGUCUGAGGACACCAGGAACAAACUGGUCAAAGCUGCGUCCACGUCCAAACUGCUCGCCAAGGUGGUGAAGAACGCAGACAGACACAAAGACGUGGUCGUCAGUCAAGCCAAAAUGUCGACACGAGAGAAAAACAGCCAAGCAGAGGGGAACCACAUUAAGAUGUUCAUGCGUGGGCGACCGAUUACCAUGUUCAUCCCUUCAGACGUGGAGAACUACGAUGAUGUUCGAACAGAACUUCCUUCAGAAAGACUGAAGCUGGAAUGGGUGUACGGUUACCGUGGCAGAGACUGCAGAGCCAAUGUUUACCUUCUUCCAACCGGAGAGAUUGUUUACUUCAUUGCCUCCGUUGUUGCCUUGUUUAACUAUGAGGAACGAACUCAGCGACAUUACCUCGGACACACCGACUGUGUCAAGUGUUUGGCCAUCCAUCCUGAUAAGAUCCGGAUCGCUACAGGACAGAUUGCAGGAGUGGACAAAGAUGGACGGGCGAUACAGCCUCACGUUCGUAUCUGGGACAGCGUCAGUCUGUCCACUCUGCAGGUCGUCGGAUUGGGAACAUUUGAGCGAGGUGUGGGCUCCCUGGCUUUCUCCAAAGCUGACUCUGGUCAGCACCUAAGUGUCAUUGACGACUGUAACGACCACAUGUUGACAGUUUGGGAUUGGCAGAAGAAGUCAAAGAUCGCUGAGAUCAAGACCACUAAUGAGGUCGUACUGGCUGUCGAGUUCCACCCUACCGACCCCAACACCAUCGUCACCUGUGGGAAGUCUCACAUCUUCUUCUGGACCUGGAAUGGGAACUCGCUGGCUCGUAAACAGGGAAUCUUUGGGAAAUAUGAGAAGCCAAAGUUUGUCCAGUGUCUGGCUUUCCUGAGUACUGGAGACAUUCUGACGGGAGACUCCGGAGGAGUCCUGCUGGUCUGGACCAGGAGUUCUGCUGAGACUCCCACCAGCAAGGGACCCAGAGCGUUCCAGAUCUGUCGGCAGGUUAAAGGUCACGAGGGCAGCGUGUUCUGUCUAUGUGAGAUGAGGAGUGGCACUUUGCUGACCGGAGGAGGAAAAGACCGAAAAAUCAUCCUGUGGGACCAUGAGCUGCGAGCGGAGAGGGACAUCGAGGUCCCGGAUCAGUACGGAACCAUCAGAGCAGUGUCUGAGGGGAAGGGGGAGGAGUUUCUAGUCGGGACGUCUCGUAACUUCAUCCUGAGAGGAACCUUCAACGACGGCUUCCUGGUGGAGGUCCAGGAACAUGGACACUGUGCCGACUUCCAUCCCAGCGGAGCCGUCGUCGCCAUAGGAACACACUCAGGAAAGUGGUACGUCCUGGACGCUGAGACAACCGACCUGGUGGCGAUCCACACCGACGGGAACGAGCAGCUGUCGGUGAUGCGCUUCUCCGUCGAUGGCAGCCUGUUGGCCGUCGGAUCUCAUGAUAACUUUAUUUACCUCUACACCGUCUCAGAGCGAGGACGCAAGUACAGCCGCUAUGGGAAGUGCACAGGACAUUCCAGCUACAUCACACACCUGGACUGGUCACCUGACAACAACUUCAUCAUGUCCAACUCUGGAGACUACGAGAUCCUCUACUGGGACGUUCCAAACGGCUGUAAACUGAUCAGAAAUCGUUCAGAGUGUAAAGACAUCGACUGGGCAACCUACACCUGCGUACUGGGAUACCACGUGUUUGGUGUGUGGCCCGAGGGUUCAGACGGCACUGACAUCAACGCUCUGAUGAGAUCUCACAACAGGAAGGUGAUCGCUCUGGCAGAUGACUUCUGUAAAGUUCACCUGUUUGCUUACCCAUGCUCCACCCCCAAGGCUCCCAGCCAUAAAUACAGUGCCCACAGCAGUCAUGUGACCAACGUCAGCUUCCUGUAUAACGACAGUCACCUGAUCUCGACGGGGGGGAAGGACACCAGCAUAAUGCAGUGGCGUUUGGUGGAAAAAUCUUCACUGUCUCUCAGCGACGGCCUCCUCUCUAACUCCGCCCCCCACAGGGUGGAUUCUGCCUUCACUCCAGCCCUCCCUGCAGCAGCCACACCCACCCAGGAACCUGACCCUCUUCCGACGGCUAAUGGGACCCAAGAACCCUCCCCAGACACCCCGCCCCCUACAGAGUUAGCCCCACCCAUCUCAGAGUUAACUCCACCCCACUCCGAGUCGACUCCGCCCCCCUCAGACAGCACGGUUAGUCUGAAGGACAGCCUGGAGCCGAGCGACGACACGGCCACGCCCAGUGACGAGGGACUGCCCCCCCUCACCCCCCCCUCAUAGACAGAGAGUGUAUGUGUGUAUGAGUGUUGGUACAGCUAUCUUUGUGAGGACCAGGAGUUUUGUACUUUGUGAAGACAUCUUUACAAAGUGGGGUCAUUUUGUUUUGUCCUCACUUUGUGUUGGAUGUUAAGUGUCUGUACGAGUGUCAGGACUUGGUUUGAAGGUCAGAACCAGGUUAACGGGAUUAUGGGUCAGGGUCCAGCUUGCAGUGGAAACAGACGAAACGUGAUGAUGUCACUGUGUGACUUCUCUGAUGUCUGUCCAGAACAAACG
Messenger RNA from Epinephelus moara (kelp grouper), 3843 nucleotides. It is a transcript of the gene eml4, whose product is annotated as echinoderm microtubule-associated protein-like 4. Gene Ontology annotation, molecular function: microtubule binding. Gene Ontology annotation, biological process: microtubule cytoskeleton organization. Lineage: Eukaryota; Metazoa; Chordata; Actinopteri; Perciformes; Serranidae. The record is from RefSeq and is a predicted model, not a curated record. Gene Ontology annotation, cellular component: mitotic spindle. The coding region runs from base 712 to 3570 and encodes 952 amino acids. The transcript has 23 exons.